UUAGAGAUUUACUAAUGAAUUAUUAAAUAGUAAUUUCCAUUUAUUUAUUUUUUCACAUCUCUUCUUCCAGGGGGCUUAUUUCUUAUUUCCCAUUCUGUUGUCUGAAUAAUAGGAGGAAGGUGGCCUUCACGUACACUACCAGCUAAUAUAAUGAAGCAUGAUGAAUUUCUUUUUCUUUUAUUUAUAAUUUUUUUUGCCAAAGCAUGAUAGUAGUUGACAUGCAACUUAGUAGUCCCCACGUCAAAUCUAUAGUUCAAAAACCUCUAUAAAUAGCAACCUUUCCAAAUAGUUCAACUCAUCCUGUGAUUUUUGCUCUUUAGUCUCCAAUAAUCUCCAAACUCCUCCCCAAGACUAUGGCAAUCAAUCAGCUCACAGUAGCCAUCUGCUCUCUCCUGCUGCUCCCAUUUGCCUUCCCUUCAAUAUCUGCAUAUGAAAGUACUCCAGCCAAACCGGCAGAGAAGAAAGUUGAUGUGGUUGUUGAAGGUAUGGUAUACUGCCAGAGCUGUGACCACUAUGGCUCAUGGUCUUUCAAGGGGGCUGAGCCAAUCCCUUCUGCUAAAGUUAGUGUCAUUUGCAAAAACCACAUGAAACAAGUGAGCUAUUACAAGGCUUAUGAAACUAAUGAAUAUGGCUACUUCUAUGCACAACUUGAUGACUUCAAGAUGGAUAAUAACAUUUUGGAUCAUCCCCUCCAAUCUUGCUAUGUGAAGCUUGUUUCAUCUCCUCUUGCAAAUUGCAGUCUCCUCUCCAAUGUUAACUAUGGAAUCUAUGGUGCAUCUCUUCGCUACAAAAACAAAAUACUGCGAGGGAGUCAUUAUGAGGCUGUGAUCUAUUCUGCAGGUCCCUUGGCUUUUCGUUCUGCUCAUUGCUCUCCUGAAACUCAUGUCUAAUAUGAUCGUAAUUUCUUGUGUUUGUCCCUUCUUUUAUCUUCAUUUGAUUUAUUUUGUUUUCUUUUUGUUGGUCUUUGGCUUUGUUUUGUUUCUCGAAAGAGUUGAAUUUUGUUGCAAUGGAAUGUCAUAUACCGUUAAUUUUCCCUCUCUUUCUUGUGUUUUCUUACUUUCUUUGGUAAUAUGAGAAGCAUAAGGCCCAAUUUUAACUAA
Messenger RNA from Manihot esculenta (cassava), 1100 nucleotides. RefSeq names its product non-classical arabinogalactan protein 30. Lineage: Eukaryota; Viridiplantae; Streptophyta; Magnoliopsida; Malpighiales; Euphorbiaceae. The coding region runs from base 354 to 890 and encodes 178 amino acids. The record is from RefSeq and is a predicted model, not a curated record. The transcript has a single exon.